This is a messenger RNA of Paralichthys olivaceus (Japanese flounder), 552 nucleotides long. NCBI's taxonomy places the organism in Eukaryota, Metazoa, Chordata, Actinopteri, Pleuronectiformes, Paralichthyidae. The record is from RefSeq and is a predicted model, not a curated record.
AUGAAUCUGCCUCCGGACAAAGUGAAGAUCCUCAGUCAGUACGACAACGACAAGAAGUGGGAUCUGAUCUGUGACCAGGAGCGCUUUCAGGUGAAGAAUCCACCGUCUGCGUACCUGGACAAGCUGAAGAGUUUCCUGGAUCAUGGCGGCGUCAGUCGAAAGUUCAAGAGACGAGUCCAGGAGUCGACUCAGAUCCUCAGAGAGCUGGAGAUUUCCCUCAGGACCAAUCACAUCGGCUGGGCUCAGGAGUUCCUGAACGAGGAAAACCGUGGACUAGACGUCCUCGUGGAUUAUCUGUCUCACGCUCACAGCGCUGUCACGUUGGACGCGGACUGUUCGGACGGCGGCUCUCUGCCCUCAGAUAAAAAUAAAAGCAUGGACAGGUCGGUGGAGGACGUGAGCAGAAGUGCCAGCAGCUCUCCGUCUCACAGUUCAACCAAAACCAGCAAAACCUUCGCUGCCAGGAAGGUGGUGAGGAACUCCAGGGCCGUGAGCCAGAAAGACGACGUUCAUCUCUGCAUCAUGUGUUUACGUGCCAUCAUGAACUAUCAG